Molecule: messenger RNA, 402 nt
Organism: Colletotrichum higginsianum IMI 349063
Lineage: Eukaryota; Fungi; Ascomycota; Sordariomycetes; Glomerellales; Glomerellaceae
Product: FAD binding domain protein
Exons: 2
Coding region: 1-402 (133 amino acids)
Source: RefSeq, a predicted model, not a curated record
AUGGUUCCUGCUCGACCUCUUGACGAGCCUGGCUUUGGUCGAUGGUGUCCCUUCGGUGGCCGUGUGUUACCAGAACUGUUCUCAGCACGACGAGGCUCAGUGCGACGAGGUCACCACCAAGUGGUCGAGUCCUUCCUACCAGUGAGUGGUACAGUUAAUGAAGCCAUCACAGAGACGCUGCUGACGAGCGAGAAGUUGGUCAAGCAGCUGCAGCCGUGGCGCAAGGCCAGCCCCAGCGCCAAGAAGGGGGGGCAGCUCAAGCAGAACUACGACCGUUGGGGGUUCCUCUACGGUGCCACCGCUGGUGGCAGCGAGGACUGGUACAUCACAGGCCAGAUCGAUUGCUACGUGACGCAGAACGGUCGUCUGUGUCCCCAAAUAGAAAGUCCCAUACCUAGAUGA